AUGCUAUUCUUUUUUAGGAGGAUUUAUGAUAUUUUGUUAAACGAUGGCUAUUUGGUGAUAUAUUAUCUCAUCGAUGAAAAACUGGCUUAUGAAAUUGACAUUGCAACGAAUCUCGGUCAAAAACAUGUAAACUCUAUAUUUUCGCAUGGCUUAAAUUGCUUAAAUACUGAUAGGAGCAAUGGGGACAGUGCAGAAUAUCUAGAUUCCGAUAAUAAUGCAGAUAAGGAAAAAAAAGAUAAAAUUCUUCAAGUUCAUGGAAAGCCAGCAGAUUGUCUAAAUACCAAUGUGGGUGAACAGAUCCUUCAGAAAGUUUCAAUAUUUUUACAUGGAGAAGAUCGCCUAGGUGCUGGUAACAAUUAUACGGAAGAGAAAAUUCAUCAUGCAAAUGAAGAUCGUUAA
Dracunculus medinensis (Guinea worm) is the source of this 399-nucleotide messenger RNA. The record is from the annotation of a GenBank genome assembly. NCBI's taxonomy places the organism in Eukaryota, Metazoa, Nematoda, Chromadorea, Rhabditida, Dracunculidae.